AUGGCGUCGGGUGCUUCCGGCGACGCCAGCUCGAGCAAGUCCACGCCGCAGAAGGUGUCGGUGGCGGAGUCUUGGAAGAGCCCGCGCAAGGGGGGGAAGUCGUGGUGGGGCAAGAGUCUCGUGGACAUGGUGGCCGUCCACAUCUGGGAUAGCAUGCCCCCAGCGGUUCACAACCUCAUCGAGAGCGACGGCUGGAAGGGCGGCGACGUGGUGAUCCUGAAGGACAAGGUCAAUUGGAGCGUCAAGGCGGCGGACGUGCACACCAAUUUCCUCCUGCUGCAGCAGUUGAUGAAGCACUUCCCCGGCCACGUCCCGUCCUCGUUCAUGCUCGGCGACGUCUUCGUUGCGCUCCACGAGCACAGCGGGAACAACUUGUUCGGCAAGGGCACAUGCCCCGACAUGGUGAAGAGGGCGGCCACGCAGGAAGGCGUCAAAGCUAAGAGACUCGUUGGCUACUUGAGGCAGUUGGCGAAGGACUCGGACCGCUCCUACAACCCUCGGAUCGACAAGCUGAAGGCGAUGGUAGAGUUUCCCAAACGGCUGCAGGACGAGCGCCCGGAGGAGAGCGCCUCGCAGAGCGGCUUCAGGACCCCGCAGGCUCGCAAGCCGCGCGGCGCCAAGUCCGACGAGGCUGGCGGCGCGGAUUCGGCGCUCGAGGAGGGGGGCGAUGCGGAGGUGGAAGAGGGCGACGGCGAGGACCACUGGGAACCACAGGAGCGGCCCCUGGAGGACGACUGGGAGGUGCCCGGCGACUCGGCCGACGAGGGGUCCUGGCAGGAAGGCGACGAGCUUUGGGAGGGCGCCGAGGAGGGCGACGAGCCCAAGGGCGACGAGCCCAAGGGCGACGAGCCCAAGGGCGACGA
This is a messenger RNA of Prorocentrum cordatum, 863 nucleotides long. The record is from the annotation of a GenBank genome assembly. NCBI's taxonomy places the organism in Eukaryota, Dinophyceae, Prorocentrales, Prorocentraceae.